Penicillium griseofulvum is the source of this 2877-nucleotide messenger RNA. Its product is annotated as Six-hairpin glycosidase. Gene Ontology annotation, cellular component: delta DNA polymerase complex; nucleus. The record is from RefSeq and is a predicted model, not a curated record. NCBI's taxonomy places the organism in Eukaryota, Fungi, Ascomycota, Eurotiomycetes, Eurotiales, Aspergillaceae. Gene Ontology annotation, biological process: DNA replication; carbohydrate metabolic process. The transcript has 11 exons. Bases 1 to 2877 code for a protein of 958 amino acids.
AUGGACUCGAAGUUGUAUCUUGCUGAGAAUGUGCUCAAUGAGCGGCGCCCUGUAACAUAUCGCUUAUUGAGCCGCGCGCUCAAAGUGAACGCCAACCGAGCCAAACACCUCCUCUUUGAAUUCCACCGCAACGAAAACGCGAAGAAGCCACAGACCGUCCACGCAACAUACGUCAUCUCCGGUAUUCAGAAAGCGCCCGAGCCGGCCCCUACAAACAGCCAUGCGGACGACGAAGAUGAUAUUAUGGACAGCAGCCCAUACUUAUCUAGCUCAAUGCCGAAUCAAGAUUUAGCCUCGGACUCAAUCCGCACUACCUCCAUCGUGUUAGCACGCGAGGAAGAUUUGGAAGAUGCGAAGUCAACAUUUCAGUCGAUAUCUACAAUUCAUGUCUACAGUCUUGAACCUACAGCUUUGCCGGAUUUGAAUGUGUUGGUUGAUUCCAAUCGGGAGAUUGCGAGAACACAUGGACAGGAAGAUCCUUUGGAGUGUGGGAAGCAAUGGGGUAUGAUCCAAAAUCGGAAUGUCAAGCGGAGAACUGGCGCACGUCCACCGCCACCUGCAGCUGCUCCAGCUGUGAAGGCACCGGCUGCCAAGCCGUCGAAGCCUACGAUUGAGUCAACUGUGCCUGCUAAACGGCCGCUACAAAGGGAAGCAUCCUCGAAGGAGGAAGCUACCAAGUCCGAUGAACCGAAGUCUGAGCUAUCCUCCGCUGCCAAUUCUCAGGCAUCCUCGAAGCCUUCGGGCAAAGCAGCGCCAGUCAAACAAAAAGGCAGUGGCAAUCUUUUUAGCUCUUUCGCUAAGGCGAAGCCAAAGGCAAAGGUGUCAGCUCCUGCGGAACCGGCCGCACCAAGUGCAGAAGAUGUUGUGCUUGAUGAUGCAUCCGAAGAAGAGGCAGAAGAAUUGUUCCCUGAUAGUACCGAUAAAGCAGCUACAGCAACCCGUGAAAACAGGAAAGAGCGCGAGGAAAGGCUCAAGAAGAUGAUGGAUGAUGAUGAUGACGACGAGGCUGACGAUGAAGAAAUGCCCGAUGCCGACGAGGAGCCACGGGAGCCCACACCUGUUGAGCAACUGCCACCAUCCAAACCAGCCGAACUUAAAGAAGAAGUGACCGUGCAGGGUGGCCGGCGGCGAGGCAAACGGCAAGUCAUGAUGAAGAAGACGGUCAAGGACGAAGAAGGAUACUUAGUUACCCGGGAAGAGGCGACAUGGGAGUCUUUCUCCGAGGAUGAGCCAGUGCCCAAGAAGAAGCCUGCGGUUAAUGUUUCCAAGGGAAAGGCUGGCAAAGCUGCAGGGCAGGUUUCUCUGCUGGGCCUCCAGGUCGGCGCCCUCCCGGAGAGAGAUAACCCAGCCAUCUUGCGACGGGCCUGUCCAGACUACACCUCCUAUGCAUCGACACCGCACGCUCCUUACAGUGGUGGUCCCUUGAACCUUCCCUUUCAGCGACCUGCGGAAGCAUGUCGGACAUUUUCAUCCCCCGCCGUGGAAAAGGUCAUUAACGAUAUGACCUCGCGGCUUGUCGAUAAAGAUCUGGCUCAGCUAUUCCGAAAUGCAUUUCCGAAUACCCUAGAUACUACAAUUCGGUGGCAUACGAAUGGAUCAACGUCAUCCGGCACCAACGUCAAGCGGGACGGCGCGCAAUGGAGUGGAGUGCAGACCUUCAUCGUGACAGGCGAUAUCAACGCCGAGUGGCUGCGUGACUCAACAAACCAGCUCACAAACUACCAGACACUGGCUGCUAAAGACAAGCGUCUGUACUCGCUCAUCCUAGGUGCUAUCAACACCCAGUCCGAGUUCGUCAUUCAGUCGCCCUAUUGCAAUGCUUUCCAGCCACCGGCUCUCAGCGGUAUCAAGCCGGAGGCCAGCAGCCAAAAAGAUACUGUGCAUCCUGCCUAUGACGAGUCUUUUGUAUUUGAGUGCAAGUAUGAACUUGACUCUCUGGCUCAUUUCCUACAGCUAGGAACCGAGUUCCAUGAGAAUACUGGUUCAACUGAGUUCUUGACAGAUCGAUGGUACAAAGCGCUGAACACUGUGCUGAAGGUCGUCGAUGCACAAUCUCAGCCCACAUUCAAUGCGCAGGGCCAGUUCAUCAAAAACCAGUACACGUUCGAGCGACAAACUACCAUUGGCACUGAGACCCUCAGCCUAGCUGGUGUAGGCAACCCGCUAAAUGGCGAGACCGGCCUGAUUCGCAGCGCAUUCCGACCUAGCGAUGAUGCUACGAUUCUAGGUUUCUUCAUUCCACCUAACGCUAUGAUGUCAGUACAGCUUCAAAAGACGGCGAAAGUCAUCAAGGCAGCUGGUGGGCCUGCAGAUCUCGUUGCAGACCUGCAGGAACGAGGCACAAAGCUAGCCAAGGCAGUUCGCGAUCACGGCAUUGUCCAACAUCCCAAGUAUGGAGAUGUGUACGCAUUCGAAGUUGACGGAUACGGGUCACGUAUUCUCAUGGACGAUGCCAACAUCCCCUCACUGCUCUCAUUGCCUUAUCUCGGCUUCGUGGACAAAUCAGACACCGUCUACCAGAAUACACGCAAAAUGAUCACCGACAAGGCCUCGAACCCGUACUACCUUGUAGGUCCGCAGUUCCACGGCAUCGGUGGUCCACAUAUUGGUCUUGAGAACGCCUGGCCAAUGUCUCUACUUGUCCAGGCUAUGACCUCUGACGAUGACGCUGAGAUUAUUGGAAAUCUCAACCUCGUGCGUAACUCUAGCCUGCUUGGGCUUGUUCACGAAUCUAUCAAUGUUACCAAUAUCAAGGACUAUACCCGUCCUUGGUUUUCGUGGGCGAACUCGGUCUUCGCGCAGACUGUCCUUAAGAUUGCUGCUGAGAGGCCUCAUUUGAUCUUCGGUGCCAAUGCAAAGCCUUAUACUAUCCAAUAG